AUGCAGCGCUGGAAGGCGCGCGACGAGGACAUUGCCCGCCUGCGCUUCGACGUCAAGACGGACCUCACCCCGCUCCUGACCUCGUACAACACCAAGCAGCUCUUCCUGUACCUGACCGCCGAGUACACCGACGAGGCGACCCACGAGGCGCACGAGGUCGUGCUGUGGGACCGCAUCAUUAUGCGCGGGCAAGUGAACGACUUCCGCGCCGUCGGCGUGCCCAACGGCGCGCCGCGCACCACCCGGCCCCGGAUCCGCAUCGACGACGCAAAGAGCGUGUAUACCUGGCGUAACCCGGGCGGAUCGUUCCAAGACGUUCACGAGGCAAACGUGACGCUGCAUUAUAGCCUCAUGCCGUAUGUCGGCAUGCUCAGCUCGGGCGUGGCCGCCACGGCCCGCGACCUCGUCGAGAUUCCCGACGUCAAGAGGCGAUAG
Molecule: messenger RNA, 435 nt
Organism: Apiotrichum porosum
Lineage: Eukaryota; Fungi; Basidiomycota; Tremellomycetes; Trichosporonales; Trichosporonaceae
Exons: 1
Coding region: 1-435 (144 amino acids)
Biological process (GO): protein targeting to ER
Cellular component (GO): membrane; signal peptidase complex
Source: RefSeq, a predicted model, not a curated record